Messenger RNA from Neoarius graeffei (lesser salmon catfish), 3389 nucleotides. RefSeq names its product protein tyrosine phosphatase receptor type A (gene ptpra). Gene Ontology annotation, biological process: protein dephosphorylation. NCBI's taxonomy places the organism in Eukaryota, Metazoa, Chordata, Actinopteri, Siluriformes, Ariidae. The transcript is spliced from 23 exons. The record is from RefSeq and is a predicted model, not a curated record. Bases 421 to 2940 code for a protein of 839 amino acids. Gene Ontology annotation, molecular function: protein tyrosine phosphatase activity.
AAAAUCCGCUCUUUCCCAUUCCACUUCGCCAGGCGCAACAUGGCGGACUAGGAGAGGCGGCACAACAGCGGCCGGAUACAGGCAGGAAAACGCGGGAUACAGGCACCUGGUGUUGCAGCGAGCACAGAAACGGAUCCUGGUGGAAAAGAAGAGGAAGAAGGGAGAAGAACAGAGUACUUUAGAACUUGUUCGGACAUGUAAUUUAGAAGCAGGUUCCGAGCGGGCCGUGUACAGCGCAACCUCGGCACUCGGGGUGAGGAGAGGAGUCGUCCGGGGCCGGGACACCGAGCGCAGGAGACCAGGCUCACAAACCCCGCGCUUCACUGCAGCUAGUGGCGGGAUACAGCGGGUGAAAAAGGGCAGUGAGGCAGUCGUUGUGCGAAUGAGUGAGUGAUACACAGCACUUUUUUGCAGGGCAGUAUGGGUUUGUGUCCCCUGCUCCUGUUGUGUGCCUUGGCCUUUGGUUGGGCCCAGGAAACACCCAAACUCUCAGAUCCGAAUCAGAUUGUGACGACCAAACCCACAACUCCUCCCCCUACAGGACUCAACCAUACUAAUGAGACUGCCCCUGCAGCCACAACCCCGCCCCCCAGGCAACCUGCCACUGUUGCCACUACGAAAGUAACAGUAGAGACACCAGCUUCAGUGGGCCCCAUGGCCCCUCCUACCCCUACUCCAGCUCCGCCUCCCCACACCAAUCACACCACCAGAGCACCGCCCCCAGAGCCUACCACCAUUAGAGGAGGAGGGACAGAGGAGAAAAUCACUCCCACUCCUCGUCCCAUAACCCUGCCCAUGCCUUCCACAGCUAAGGGUCCUUCCAUCACCACCCUCCCCACUGGUCCUGAUAAUGACACUACCCCAGUUUCGGGUCUUUCUCCUGAUGACUCCAGUAUGACCACCAAGUCACCUGAAAUCAACACCACGCCACAUAUCAGCAAUCCUCCAGGUGGAGGUGGAGGUGGUGGUGGUGAAGACACAGCGAUCAUCGCUGUGACGGUGGCCUUAUCGUCUCUGCUGGUCAUCUUCUUCAUUAUCAUCGUUCUUUACAUGCUCAGGUUUAAGAAGUACAAGCAGGCAGGAAGCCACUCGAACUCCUUCAGACUGACCAAUGGCAGGACGGAUGACACAGAGUUUCAGAGUGUGCCAUUAUUGGCCCGCUCACCCAGCACAAACAGGAAGUACCCGCCCCUUCCAGUAGACAAGCUGGAGGAGGAAAUGAACCGUCGCAUGGCUGAUGACAACAAACUCUUCCGGGAAGAAUUCAAUGCAUUACCAGUUUGCCCCAUCCAGGCUUCGUGUGAUGCCGCCUCCAAAGAGGAGAACAAGGAGAAGAACCGCUAUGUCAACAUUUUGCCCUAUGAUCACUCCAGGGUACAUCUCUCCCCUCUAGAGGGCGUCCCAGACUCAGAUUUCAUCAAUGCCUCUUACAUUAAUGGCUAUCAGGAGAAGAACAAAUUUAUAGCUGCCCAAGGGCCAAAAGAGGAGACUGUGAAUGAUUUCUGGAGAAUGAUCUGGGAACAGAACACUGCCACCAUUGUCAUGGUGACCAACCUAAAGGAGAGGAAGGAGUGCAAGUGUGCUCAGUACUGGCCGGAUCAGGGCUGCUGGACGUAUGGGAACAUCCGUGUUUCUGUAGAGGACAUGACUGUGCUGGUGGACUACACCAUACGCAAGUUCUGCAUUCAGCAGGUGGGGGAUGUAUCAGGGAAGAAGCCCCAGAGGCUGGUGACUCAGUUCCAUUUCACCAGCUGGCCAGACUUUGGUGUGCCCUUUACUCCCAUCGGCAUGCUUAAGUUCCUUAAAAAGGUUAAAGCGUGCAACCCACAGUAUGCUGGGCCCAUAGUGGUGCACUGCAGUGCGGGUGUCGGGAGGACGGGCACCUUCAUCGUAAUCGAUGCGAUGUUGGACAUGAUGGCUGCCGAGAGGAAGGUGGAUGUGUUCGGCUUUGUCACAAGAAUCCGAGCCCAGCGGUGCCAGAUGGUGCAGACUGAUAUGCAGUACGUAUUUAUUUUCCAGGCUCUUUUGGAACACUACCUGUAUGGAGACACAGAGCUGGAGGUCACCUCUCUAGAGUCUCACCUGGCCAAACUCUACGCUCCUUUACCUGGAGCCGGUUGUGGUGGUCUGGAGGCGGAGUUUAAGAAGCUCACCUCUAUAAAGAUCCAGAAUGAUAAAAUGAGAACAGGGAACCUUCCAGCCAACAUGAAGAAGAACCGUGUGCUGCAGAUCAUUCCAUAUGAGUUUAAUCGAGUGAUCAUUCCUGUAAAGCGCGGUGAGGAGAAUACAGACUACGUCAAUGCCUCCUUCAUCGAUGGCUAUAGGCAAAAGGACUCGUACAUGGCAAGUCAGGGACCAUUGCAGCACACCAUCGAGGACUUCUGGAGGAUGAUCUGGGAAUGGAGGAGCUGCUCUAUUGUGAUGCUCACUGAACUGGAGGAGAGAGGACAGGAGAAGUGUGCUCAGUAUUGGCCCACUGAUGGCGUGAUGGUGUGUGGCGAUAUGUCCAUUGAGCUGAAGAGAGAGGACGAAUGUGAGAGUUACACUGUCCGAGAUCUGUUCGUCACCAACACCAGAGAGAAUAAAUCUCGUGCUGUGCGUCAGUUCCAUUUUCACGGCUGGCCUGAGGUGGGGAUCCCUGCCGACGGUAAAGGCAUGAUCAACAUCAUCGCUGCCGUGCAGAAGCAGCAGCAGCAGUCUGGAAACCAUCCGAUCACAGUGCACUGCAGCGCCGGCGCAGGUCGUACGGGCACAUUUUGCGCUUUGAGCACGGUUCUGGAGCGUGUGAAGGCAGAGGGUAUCCUAGACGUCUUUCAGACAGUGAAGAGCCUGCGACUGCAGAGACCACACAUGGUGCAGACACUGGAGCAGUAUGAAUUUUGCUACAAAGUGGUCCAGGAAUACAUCGAUGCCUUUUCCGACUAUGCCAACUUUAAGUAGGGACCCUACUGAGCGGGCGACGUCCUCCAUCCUCAGCCUCUCUCUCACACACAUACAGUUACACACCAAGCUCAGCACUGGACUGGCUGCAGUCACAGAAAAGGGAACAAGGACCGAGGAGGACAAGCGGGGUGGCAUUUUUGUCAGAAGAGGACAAAAAAAAGAUGCCUUCUUGAGUAUUUUGUAAUUUUGUGUAUUGUCUUGUUAAUAUGUUCGUCUUUAUUUUUUCCAGUGUAAAUACACUUCCCCGAUCGUUUUUGUUUUUAGAUGCAAGUUUUAGAGUGACCUUUUUUUUUUUCCUAACGUAGUUUACAGGUCUAUGAAUAUAAACAUACUUAUACGACUCUGAAUUGGUUUUGAGUUAAACAGCUGGACCAUGGGGUGAAAUCAUUCCCCCUCUCCCCUUUUUCUCUUUGUGCAGCUGAGUGAUAAAGACCUGACCACUCAAA